AUGCUGUCGCGCUCGACGCGACCAAAGUUUCCCAACGUCAACCGCAGGGCUAUCGCGUCGGCGCAUCGCAACACCAAGUCUCUCUACACACGCGGCAUCGCUGUCGCAUUCCACCGCCCAUCAUCGCUUGAGUACCUGAUCAAAGGCCCCCAAAUAGUGCGUGACACGUCGCCCGUGGCAUGGACCUACUUCUCUGCUCCGCCGCCAGAUGGCACCGUCCUGCUCGCCUUCCAGCCCCCGCGCAUGGGCACGCAAUUCGCAUCUGAUGGUAUGGUGUGGGCUGACCCCGAAUCAACAUACGAGCUCAACGUUCGUGGCUACACGGUCCAAAUCCUCAUCCACAACUGUGGCUUCCACUACCCCCAUGAGCCAUAUGCAACCCACGCCCGCUAUCGCUACAGAAUACUGGCCGGACCCGGCACCACGAACCCCAACCUGUGGCUCAUUCACUACAGGCCCUCGGAGCCGCAGCACAGGGCCGCAGCAGCCCAGAUACCCAUCCCACGCGAAGUCCAUGCGCAGCUGCAGAUGCGCGGGCAAUUGCAGGCUGCUGGUCCUCUGAUGCGCAAGGAGUUCAUGCUGCACGACCAAGCCAACUGGCCAAAGGUCGAGUUCGGCCAGCAGGCUAUGAGGGGCCAGCAGCCAUACUAUAAUCCUAUGCAGCCCGGACGACCGUACGCUGCGCAACCACCGCCUGCGAAACGCGCGCGCCUGCCUCCUCAAGCGCAGGCACGUAUGACCCAGCCGGGCAGCGCCAUUGUAGACACCUCACUAGAGGAAGAGGAGAAUGCGACCCAGGAUGCUUUUGACUUCUUGACACCGCGCGAGAUCAGCUUGUCCCGAUACAAGCAACAUCAUGAGUGGAUGGAAGAGGUCUUCUCCUCUCCAUACGCUAUUGGGAAGAUUGCGCCUAUAGACCUUGGCCUUGGCUUGAUGGGUGAACUCGCCCCUUUGACAGCUGGCAUUCUGGAUGUACCAACUGGCGAAAUUCUUGAACCCGCCAAGAUCAAGAACUACUACAAACUCGACGCAGAUCAGCUCAAGGAUUUUGAAAAGCGCGUCACUGAGCACGCCACGAAGGAACAAGAUGAAAUCGACAAGAUGAAGGCAGACCACGCAAGAAAAAUGGCCCAGCUGAAGCAUGAUGAUAGCGAUGGCCCUGACCCUGUGGAAGAGGUGGUUCAAGACGUGGAGAAGUCACUAAAUGUCACAUUUGAGGCGAAGAAGUCCAUUGUUUGCGUGGACAAGGGCGGUUUCAUUGAAGCACAAGCCCCAUCCCCGCCAAAGGCUCAAGUCAACGGCAGCGGCGAGCAGAGCAGCAACGGCGCAUCCAAUGGCAUAGCCAACGACGGCGGCGUAGAUGUCGACAACUCUGCUGCUAGCUUACUCGAUCAGUACGGAUCUGGGUCGCUAACAGGAACUCCCAUCGGCAAUGUAUCAUUGCCACGACUAUCUCAGCCUCCCAGCCAAUCUCAGUCUGCCAUCGGCACGCCAAGUGCAGCCAGCAACAUGCCACAGUCCACAACAUUUGACCAACAUGGCACAUCUCUCGGCGCAGACAACGGGGAUGAUCUCCUGGACCUGGACGUAGAGAUGUCAGGCAUGCCUUCUGACGGAGAGAAAGGUGACGCAUGGGGCAUGGCGGACGACCAAGCCGGCACGCAACCCAGUGGCAACCCCCACCAGUCUGGUGCCAAUGCCAAUCCAGCAACAUCUAAUGCUGGCGGCAUGCCUACAUCAAAUGUAGACGCUGAUGCUGGAAGCAUGUUCGACACCGCAGACUUUGGAAGUUUCGAUAACCUGGACACAGCCGGUGAUGCUUUGGCUGAGUAUGGCAACGACGAUACCAUGGGGCUUGACCUUGUCGACGACUCGGCUUUUGGCGAUGCAUUUCAUGGAACAGAGAUGCAACAUCACGAUGAGACGGGUGAUUGA
Messenger RNA from Parastagonospora nodorum SN15, 1935 nucleotides. RefSeq lists its product as hypothetical. The transcript has 4 exons. Gene Ontology annotation, biological process: chromatin remodeling. The coding region runs from base 1 to 1935 and encodes 644 amino acids. The record is from RefSeq and is a predicted model, not a curated record. NCBI's taxonomy places the organism in Eukaryota, Fungi, Ascomycota, Dothideomycetes, Pleosporales, Phaeosphaeriaceae.